This is a messenger RNA of Otolemur garnettii (small-eared galago), 4817 nucleotides long. RefSeq names its product anillin actin binding protein (gene ANLN). Bases 233 to 3613 code for a protein of 1126 amino acids. Gene Ontology annotation, biological process: actomyosin contractile ring assembly; mitotic cytokinesis; septin ring organization. Gene Ontology annotation, cellular component: actomyosin contractile ring. The transcript is spliced from 24 exons. Lineage: Eukaryota; Metazoa; Chordata; Mammalia; Primates; Galagidae. The record is from RefSeq and is a predicted model, not a curated record.
CCCAGCGCGCAUGCUCGCGGCUCCGGCGCUGAAAUUCAAAUUUGAACGGCCACAGGAGGCCAAGUCUGACACUGGAGGCUGAGGGAAGAGGACAGUAGGUUGUGGGUGAGCUCCCCCGUCCUGCAUUCCUUGUUUUCUCCAGGAGACACACUGGGCCGAAACUCACUUUUCUUUUCCUGAAUUUGAACCACCGUUUCCAUCGUCUCAUAGUCGACACGCUGCGCCUGGGGCCAUGGACCCGUUUACCGAGAAACUGCUUGAGCGAACCCGUGCCAGGCGAGAGAAUCUUCAGAGAAAAAUGGCUGAGAGGCCUGUAGCUGCCCCAAGGUCUAUGCCUCAUGCUAAGCGAGCCAGAGAGCCACUUUCAGAAGCAAGUAACCAGCAGCCCCUGUCUGGUGGUGAAGAGAAAUCUUGUACAAAACCAUCACCAUCCAAAAAACGCUGUUCUGACAAUGCUGAAGUAGAAGUUUCUAACUUGGAAAAUAAACAACCGGUUGAAUCAACUUCUGCAAAAUCUUGUUCUCCAAGUCCUGGGUCUCCUCAGGCGCAGCCACAGGCAGCAGAUGCUAUUAGUGAUUCUGCUGCAGUCCCAGCACCACUGCCGGGCCCAAGGGGAGGGCUGAACUCAAGAUUAGAAGCAACUGCAGCCUCCUCAGUUAAAACACGCAUGCAAAAACUUGCAGAGCAACGACGCCAUUGGGAUAAUAACAAUAUAACAGAUCACUCUGACAGCUCACUCUUCUCACCAGUGCCAUCAGAGGAGAAGGCUGCCUCCCCUCCCAAACCCACCCUUUCAAAUGCCUCAGCAACUCCAAUUGGGAAAAGGGGCCCUCUGGCCAACCUUGCUGCAACUAUUUGCUCCUGGGAAGAUGAUGUAAGUUACUCAUCUGCAAAGCAAAACAGUGUACAAGAACAGCCUGGUACCACUUGUUUAUCCAAAUUUUCCUCUGCAAGUGGAGCAUCUGCUAGGAUCAAUAGCAGCAGUGUUAAGCAGGAAGCUACAUGCUGUUCCCAAAGGAAUGGCAAUGCCUCUUUGAAUAAAGCCUCAUCCUCAAGCCCUGCUGAUGCAUCGCUGGUUAAUGCCUCAAUUUCCAGCUCUGUGAAAGGUACUUCUUCCCCAGUGAAAUCUGCUAUAUCCAUCACUGAUGCUAAGAAUUGUGAGGUACAAAAUUUUGAGGUACUUCAAAAAACUCCUGGUAGUCCUCUGAAAACAGAGGUGUCGAAACCAGUUGUGAAGUCAACUGUAUCCCAGACACCUCGAUCCAAAGAAGAACCAAGUAGAGAAAUUUGUCUACAGUCUCAAUCUAAAGACAAAUCUACAACACCAGGAGGAGCAGGAAUUAAGCCUUUCCUGGAACGCUUUGGAGAACGUUGUCAAGAGCACAGCAAAGAAAGUCCAGCUCGUAGCACACCUCAUAAGACCCCCAUUAUCACUCCAAACACAAGGGCCAUCCAAGAAAGAUUAUUCAAGCAAAACACAUCUUCAUCUACUACCCAUUUAGCACAGCAGCUCAAGAAGGAACGUGAGAAAGAACUAGCAUGUCUGCGUGGCCGAUUUGACAAGGGCAAUUUAUGGAGCGCAGAAAAAGGUGGAAGCUCAAGAAGCAAACAACUAGAAACCAAACAGGAAAUUCAUUGUCAGGACACUCCACUCAAAAAACAUCAAGUUGUUUCCAAUACUCAGUCACUUCCAGUAACAGAAAAGGUGACAGAAAAUCAGACAUCAACAAAAGCUUCGAGUACAGAGCCUUCAGGUUUCAAUGAAUGCAAAAUGACAAAGUCUAGCCCUUUGAAAAUAACAUUGUAUUUGGAAGAGGAAAAGUCCUUAAAAGUAACAUCAGACCCAAAGAUUGAGCAACGGACUGAAGUGGUACGUGAAAUUGAGAUGAAUGUGGAUGAUGAUGAUAUUAAUAGUUCGAAAGUAAUUAAUGACAUCUUCAGUGAUGUCCUACAAGAAAGUGAACUAGAUGUAGAAAAGAGCCAGGAGGAGAUGGAUCAAGCAGAAGCAGAAAGCAACGAAGAGGAAGAUGCCUUGAACAUCUCCUCCAUGUCUCUGCUUGCUCCUUUAGCACAGACAGUUGGUGUGGUAAGUCCAGAGAGCUUAGUUUCCUUACCUAAGCUGGAAUUGAAAGACACUAGCAGCAUAAGUGAUGAAAGUCCAAAACCAGGAAAAUUCCAAAGAACCCGUGUCCCUCGAGCUGAGUCUGCUGAUAGCAUUGGUUCUGAAGAUCGGGAUCUUCUGUAUAGCAUUGAUGCAUAUAGAUCUCAAAGAUGCAAAGAAACAGAACGCCCAUCAAUAAAGCAGGUGAUUGUUCGGAAGGAAGAUGUUACUUCAAAAUUGGAUGAAAAAAAGAAUGCGUCUGCUUGCCCAGUUAAUAUCAAACAGAAAAUGCAGGAACUCAAUAAUGAAAUAAAUUUGCAACAGACAGUGAUCUAUCAAGCUAGCCAGGCUCUUAACUGCUGUGUUGAUGAAGAGCAUGGAAAAGGGUCCCUAGAAGAAGCUGAAGCAGAAAGACUUCUUCUAAUUGCAACUGAGAGGAGAACACUUUUGAUUGAUGAGUUGAAUAAAUUGAAGAAUGAAGGACCUCAGAGGAAGAAUAAGACUGGUCCCACAUCCAAAAAUGAAUUUGUUCCAUCCAAAGGAUCAAUUACUUUGUCAGAAAUCCGCUUGCCUCUAAAAGCAGAUUUUGUCUGCAGUACGGUUCAGAAACCAGAUGCAGCAAAUUACUAUUAUUUAAUUAUUCUAAAAGCAGGAGCUGAAAAUAUGGUAGCCACACCAUUAGCAAGUACUUCAAGUUGUCUUAAUGGUGAUGCUCUGACAUUCACUACUACAUUUACUCUGCAAGAUGUAUCCAAUGACUUUGAAAUAAAUAUUGAAGUUUACAGCUUGGUGCAAAAGAAAGAUCCUUCAGGCCCUGAUAAGAAGAAAAAAACAUCCAAGUCCAAGGCUAUUACUCCAAAGCGACUCCUCACAUCUAUAAGCACAAAAAGCAGCAUUCAUUCUUCAGUUAUGGCCAGCCCAGGAGGCCUUAAUGCCGUGCGCACUAGCAACUUUGCCCUUGUUGGAUCUUACACACUGUCGUUAUCUUCUGUAGGAAACACUAAGUUUGUUCUGGACAAGGUACCCUUUUUAUGUCCUUUGGAAGGUCAUAUUUAUUUAAAAAUAAAAUGUCAAGUGAAUUCCAGUGUUGAAGAAAGAGGUUUUCUGACCAUUUUUGAAGAUGUUAGUGGUUUUGGUGCCUGGCAUCGAAGAUGGUGUGUUCUUUCUGGAAACUGUAUCUCUUAUUGGACUUAUCCAGAUGAUGAAAAACGAAAGAGUCCCAUAGGAAGGAUAAAUCUGGCUAAUUGUACCAGUUGUCAGAUAGAACCAGCUAACAGAGAAUUUUGUGCAAGACGCAACACUUUUGAGUUAAUUACUGUCCGACCACAAAGAGAAGAUGACCGAGAGACCCUUGUCAGCCAAUGCAGAGACACGCUUUGUGUCACCAAGAACUGGCUGUCUGCAGACACUAAAGAAGAGCGGGAUCUCUGGAUGCAGAAACUCAAUCAAGUUCUUGUUGAUAUUCGCCUCUGGCAACCUGAUGCUUGCUACAAACCCAUUGGAAAGCCUUAAAUUGUGAGAAAUUGAGAAGCUUUUUGAGGUAUUGCACAAAUGGAUCUUAAGAAACACAGUUAAGAGCAUCAGAUUUGCUGAUUGCAUUUUAUGCUUUAACUAUGAAAGGGUUUGUGCCAAUAUUCACUAUAUAAUAAAUAUGCAGUAUUUAUAUCUUUUGUGUAUAAAACUUGAACUGAUUUCUGUCAUUCAUAAAUGAUUGGAAGUAAAUUUAUUAUAGAUGAUAUUGCUAAAUCUUAAUUUAAAAGCCUCAUUUUCCUAGAAAUCUAAUUAUUCUGUUAUUCCUGAUAAAAUAUUUUUUUAAAAGUAGAAAAUUUCGAGUUUUCUUCUUGGAGCUAUGGGUCUCACAGUAGCAAGGUCUUCCAGGGAUUAGAGACAAAACCCUCAGAUUUGAUGAUCUCUGGCCUCCAGUAGUUUUUUCUAAAGGUUGUCUUCAUUUAUUGGUCAUGGUAGGACUUGUUAGUGGAGUACUGAAAAAAAAUAUUAAGGCUUUUACAGAAUCAUUUUUAGUCAAGGAGAUGAGAACUUUUUCAAAUAGAAAUGUAUGUUAGCUUAAAACCUGAGGCUACCCUAAAAGACAUGUAGACAGAGGGGAUUAUAUGACAUUUGGCACAUAAGGAUUUUAUAUAGAAGAGUUAAUAAUCACAUAGUUUUUACUCCGUUAUUGUAUGCAGUGUGGUGCACAUUUUCAUAGAAUUCAGGCUUUAGUAAGAUAACUAUUUUUGCCAUAUAGCUUACAGACUCCUGAAAUGUAAUUAGCAUAUUAGUUUAGUUUUUUUCUGCUUCUGUAACAAAAACAAAUGUAAAUUGAAGCAUCUUUAUAUAAAGUAAACUUUUACAAGCUGCUAUGGGUUAAUACUUGGCUUGCCAAAGUUCUGUCUUCUCUUUUUAAUAUCCCUAUAAGGAUCUAGGAACCCAUUCUGAAAUCAUUUGAAAAACUGUUAAGUCAUGUAUCACCUUUAAGAACCUAAUAUCGUCUUUGAUUAUUAUAAAAUAUUAUAAAGCAUGGUCUCUACUUUUAAAUACACUUUGAAUUUUUUCUGAAUGAUUAAAGUUAUUGAAGAUCUCGUUCAUAAACACUAAAUUCUGUCACCUCCUGCCAUUUUACUUUGUAUUCUUUCAAAUGUGUUUUUUCUUAUGUAUGUUAUAAAAGUAUAUUUUAUGACCUCUUAUCCUAAUAAAUACUUGUAAGUGGCUAAAGGAA